Molecule: messenger RNA, 751 nt
Organism: Entamoeba invadens IP1
Lineage: Eukaryota; Evosea; Mastigamoebida; Endamoebidae
Product: myosin heavy chain
Exons: 2
Biological process (GO): actin filament organization; vesicle transport along actin filament
Cellular component (GO): cytoplasm; actin cytoskeleton; vesicle
Molecular function (GO): microfilament motor activity; ATP binding; actin filament binding
Source: RefSeq, a predicted model, not a curated record
AUGGCAAACGCGUUUGGUGAAGGAUCCAACGACGAUUACUUGAAGUAUAUGAUUUACAAGCUCCCGGAUGACUACAGAGACCAAAAAUUGAAAUUGGUGCCAAAUGGCAUGGAAAUUGAGACUGAAUACCAAGAGUUCUUAGCUGCUCAAAUCAAGUCAGAACAAGGUGACAAUUACAUUCUUGAAACAGACGCCGGUGAAAUAAAAAUUGCCAAGAAAGAAUGUUACAGCAGAAAUCCAUCUAAGUUUGAUGGUGUUGAUGAUAUGUCACAGUUGACUCAAUUGUCUGAAGCUACUGUCCUUUAUAACUUAAGGCUGAGAUACAUGAAAGACAUCAUCCACACUUAUUCGGGUCUUUUCUGUGUUGUGAUCAAUCCAUAUCAGUUCUUCCCAAUCUACACUCAUUUCAUGAUCAAUAAGUACACUGGAAGAAGAAAAGAAGAAGUUGCUCCACACGUCUAUGCUAUUGCCGAAGGUGCAUUGACUCAAAUGAGAGACUUGUCUGCUCAAUUCAGAAAUCAAUCCAUUUUGAUCACUGGAGAGUCUGGUGCUGGUAAGACUGAAAACACCAAGAGAGUCAUUCAGUACAUUGCUACCAUUGCUGGAAGAUCAAAUGCAGCUAUGGGUGAUAUUGAGAACCAAUUGAUCCAAUUGAAUCCAAUGCUUGAGGCCUUUGGUAAUGCCAAGACUGUUAAGAACAACAACUCAUCUCGUUUCGGUAAGUUCAUUGAAAUUCAAUGCCAAGCCAACA